This is a messenger RNA of Helicoverpa armigera (cotton bollworm), 5786 nucleotides long. Its product is annotated as E3 ubiquitin-protein ligase LRSAM1. The transcript has 2 exons. The record is from RefSeq and is a predicted model, not a curated record. NCBI's taxonomy places the organism in Eukaryota, Metazoa, Arthropoda, Insecta, Lepidoptera, Noctuidae. Bases 235 to 2352 code for a protein of 705 amino acids. Gene Ontology annotation, molecular function: protein binding.
AUGUGUCACUGUCAUACACCGUGCCUCUUAUCAUUAUCAUUGUAGAAUACACUGCUGAUUGAUUAUUUACUAUUGUUUUUGGUUUACUUGUGUUAAAUUUGCUUGCUAAUAGAAUGGAAGCUAUAAAAUGUUGAUAAUACUUUCAACUUAAGAUUGUAUGAUAAUCCAUUUGCAAUGAAUACCCGAAGUCGGUGACGAUUGUGAAGGUUGUUAACAAAUUAUACGUAUUGUUUAAUGGGUUGUGCUGUGUCUUGUGUCAACCGAGCGACAAUGUCGUUGUUUGGAAGACAAAAUAAUGAUAGUGAUGCACGAGCGAGACUGGAGAGGAAGUUAUAUAUUGCGAAGGAAUCACCAGAACCAGAUUUUGACCUGUCCGAGUGCCAGCUGCGCCAAGUACCUUCCGGUACAUACUCGAUAUGCAAGGUAUACAGAAAAGAGCGAUUAUAUUUGCAAAUCAACUGUUUACAUUCUUUAGAAGAAGGAGGUCAACUGUCCGAUUUAUACCUACUCAAGGUGUUCAACAUUAGCAGUAAUAGAUUUUCGCAAAUACCCAGUGAUAUUAGAUACUUGGUAAAUCUGACUGAACUGUAUAUUCAAAACAAUCAUAUUAAGACCUUUCCUGAUAGUAUACAGUUUAUGCAAUCUUUACAAAUAUUGGAUGCCUCACAGAACAAGCUUCAAAGUUUAUCUCCAUCUCUAGGUAAGCUCAAGAAUCUAAGAAAACUUAACAUAACUGAUAAUAAAGAAUUAAAUGAACUCUGUCCAGAAUUAUGUUUAGCUACUAAUCUGAUAUCACUACAGAUAGACGGUGAACAGUUUAUAUUCCCUCCAUCAGAAAUUGCCACACAGGAUACAACAGCAAUAAUGAAAUUCUUAUGUGAUAAAAUGAACAUAGAGUAUAAUUCCCCAGUGCACACUGAAUUAGACAUGCCCACAGUUCAAACUCCCAACAUGGUUUUGGAUCCAUUUGCUAGGCGCAAUACACUAACUUGGGAAGAACAGGAAGCUGCCAUAUUGGAACAGGAAAACAGGUUACACAAGGCAGCCAAAGAGCAAAGAGAAAAGUUUUUAAAUAAAGUGUUACAAGAGCAGUUAGAACUGGACAAUGAAAUAGCUACAGUUCAUAUGGUAAAAGAAAUUGAUCGCCAAAACCUGAUCAAGGCUAUACAGGAUGAUGAAAAAGAAAUUGAAUGUUUAGUUAAGAACUUUAUUCAAUCUGAGUAUUUAAAACCAGAAGUUAUUCAACAACAACUUGCAUAUGAACAGGCUGAACAUGACAGACUACUUGAAAUCACUCGGCAGAACUAUGAUAACAUUAAAAAGGCUGAUGUUUUAAGAGCUAUGGAAAUGCUCAUAGAAGAGGACUACACAGCUAAACAUUCCAAAAAAUAUUAUGAAGAUUCUUUAAAUAAUGUGAAACAAAGCAUGCUUAUGCAAGAUUUAGAAGUAAGUGAGAAAUUGACUGAAUUGUUAAAUGCUAAAGACCAGUCAAGAACAGUAUUAGUUGAGCAACUUCUAGAGGACCAAGAUAUUCAAAUGGCAAUUGUUGCAUCACUAUUGGAAAAGGUAGAUUCAAAAACAUGGAGUCUGAACCAAGAAAUCAGCUUGAUUUCUUCACAUCUGGCUCGCCUCAGUGUCAUUGAACAAGAAAAGAAAAAGUUACAAAUUGCAUAUAAUUAUAAUGAGUUGCUACAGCAGAGAGUUCAGCUAGUUAAUCUGUUAGAUGAUCUUUUUGGUCAGCAAAACAAAAGGCGAAAACAGCUUGUUGAAACUCUUCGAGAAAUGGAUAGUGAAUCAAAUAAGUCUCAUGAUUUUUGGUUGAAGAACUAUCAGAAGUUAAUGGAUUCAGCACCAAGAACUUUAUUGGAUAUUGGAAAAAGUUUGGAUCCAGCACUUGCAAAUUACCUCUUGCAGGAGGGAGUAAUUCACUGUCUGCCUUUCUUGGUUAAAUUCUUAUUUUCUGGUGAACCUUUACUGAACAUUACAACAGAACAACUGAAGCUGAGUGGUGUCUCAUUGUCUUCUGAUAGGGAAGGCAUUAUACGAGCAAUAAAUUUAUAUGUAGGAGCUAAAAGUCAAAACCACAACUUUGAAGCAUCUCCCGUUGCCCCAAGUGCUCCAGUAGAAGAUAUGACAGAUGAGCAGAAAUGUACUGGUGUUGUUACUACCAACCAAUCUGAUGACUCGGUGAUGGAAGCUGAAUGUGUCAUAUGUAUGGACGCUAAGAGUGAAGUAGUAUUUGUGCCAUGUGGACACAUGUGUUGUUGUCAACCUUGUGCCAGCAAGGAAAUGGACAGCUGCCCCAUGUGCAGGAGUCACAUAGAAAGGACCAUCAAAGUUAUGAUUGCAUGAUGAAACGUGAAAUAUGAGGUGGCCCAAUACAUGCAGAAAGUGAGGAACAAGGAACGAACUUGACUUUUACAACAUAUUUUUUUAAAUAGUUAUAUGUGAUCAGUCUUUAUGUAAUUAAUUAACCAGUUAUAAAUAUCUACCAUUUUAUUUAGGUAUAUACGUAUGUCCUGCGUAGGUCAUAUAUGACUCAUUUGCUGACGUAUUGUUGCGCCAUUGCGAUUCAAGAUCAAUUGAAUUAAUAAGUUGAUGACGUCAAAAUAUAAUCGACAAAUUACUUUAUAAAAGCAACUCUUUCAUUGCACAGUUUCCAUAAAAAAUGCUUUGUGAGUUGUAAAUCAUAAAAGGAAAAUAAAUCGCCAUAAUAUUAUAUACAUAUUUUUUCUCUGUUGGUGUUAUUUUUUUUUUCGGUUAAGAAGUAAGCAACUUUAUUGUUUACAGUAAAUCGUGUGUUUUAUUUUUGUUAAAAAAAAUCGAUAUUUAACACAAGCCAUUACCAUUUCACCUCAGUGAGAGGAUUGUGUUUUUUAAUAAUAUUUUAUUUGGCAAUUCCCUGCUCAGCCAAAAUUAUUUCAUUCAUUACAUUAAUAAACGAACAUGUCUAGACAUUAUCGAAUUUUCGAAUGACGUGUUCGUAUUAACAGCCAUAAGUCCCCUCGGUCAUGUAAACUCUUUAAUGAUAUUGAAUGAUACACGGAUAUACUUUUAAUGUUAUUACAAUACUACAAAAUUGUUAUUUAUUUAUUUAUAUAAAAAGACUGGAUACACAUCCCUGUGGGUAUAUGGUAAAACUCGUUAAUGUAAUUUUAAUACACACUAGUCAUUGUAAUAUAAUGCAUCACUUUUGUUCAUUGAGUGUUGCUUAAGUACCUAAUUGGUGUUUAACUUGUUUGAAAUUUUCUUAUAACAUAGAACUUAAGAGUCAAUCUAAAAGAUUGUGCCUUCUAGUUGAUGACAGUAUCGACAUUGUUUCAACCACUUAUCUAUUAGAAAUUAUUGUUCAUGCAAUGAACAUUUUUAACAUUAUUGAUGCUUAUGUGAAAAAAUACUUGCAAGGGCUGUGCCAAUUGGAUCAUGAAAAUCUAGUACUAGUUUUAAAUAUAUUUUCGAAUGUAUCGUUGUCCAUAAAAAGCUCAUUUAUUCUAAGAUUGUAUUAAGUGUACAGGGUGUCCCUCGAAGUAGGUACCUAUCAAAUUGAAUUAAAUGGGGCAUGGAUAAUGUCAUUUCUAAGUUUAAAAAAAACCUGUGAAGACUGCACCUUGGGAACGAAAUUAUUGAAAAAAUAAUUAAAAUCUAAAAAAAAAAUACAAAUUAUGGAGUUUUACCAAAAUUCUUAAAAGAAAAAGUUUGAAAACGACCUUGUCGUUGCCCCUAUGCGAUUUGAUCUAUUUACUUAUACUUCGAGGGACAUCUAAACUAAAGAAAGUAUCUAUGUAAUUAUUGUAUUUGAAGCGCUUUUUAAAUUAUUUAGUUUUUGUUAGUGAUAUGUAUAAAGUUUUUUUUCGAGCCAAAGCACAUUAUAAUACUAAAGAAAAGCUAGUUUAUAAGAAUCUUUGAAAAGGAGUUUACAACGGUGACGUAAAUUGGAUAAAAAUUGCAGUAACUGGCAAUAAAUAGGAAUAAUAAGGUCAAUACAAUGAGUAAAUUAGAUGAUGAGUUAGAUAUAAACUCUUCCAAUAAGCGGUAAAGACUAAUUAUUAUAAUGAAAAUACUAAAUUAGUGGUUUAAAAAAAAACAAACCUAAUCAAGAUACCUAAUAAGUGUCUUUGAUAAUAUUGAAAUAUCGAUUUGCUUAAAUACAAAUCUGUAGGUACAGGUACAUAGUAUUGAGAACAAGCUGUAUAAAAGGUUUAUUAUUAUUAUUUUCUUCAAUAGAAAUAAGAAGGUAUUGUUGGUUUUGAUGAAAAAGAAAAUAUCAGAGAAGUAAUUAUUCGAUAAUGUUAGCUUUACAAUAGACGAAGUAUGUAUUAUUUUAUUGUAAAACCUGUAUUUACAAUGUAUUCAUGUAAAGCAUUUUUUUAUUGAAUGAGUUUUUCUAGUUUAUUUAUAAGGUGUCAUACAUAUAAUGGGUAAACAGAUUAGUACCUACUAUUGUGAAAAGAAUAUUGGAACAACUUAAGACUACAUAAUAGCAAUAACAUUAUAAGAUAAGGUUUGUUACAAUAAUGCACAAGUAAGGAUUCAUCAGUUAAUAAGUUAAGCGGAUAUUUAUUUAGUAGGUACCUACCUACAUCUCUACAUAUUGACUUUAUGAGGGUUCGUCAGAGCGAUCUUGAAGUUCGGUUUUAUCGGUAGGUAUCAGAACAAAUUACAAAUGUACUAUCGACCAGUGACAUGUAUGAGUCAGACAUAUUUCGUUCGAAAAAUCGCUUGAAACUGUCAAAACGACAAAGAUUAGGUACCUACCUUCUUUUAAGUGCACACGAAAGUUGCUUGAGAUAGGUCAUCAAUGUCAUGGUUGAUAGUAGCUAUGUUUUUUAGGCAUCGACGUUAACCAUCGUUCUAUUAAAUUUUUAUCAAAAAUGUAUCAGAUAGAUGCCGAGAUAUUAUGUUAUGAAUUACAUUAAAAACGAGAAAGCCUUUCAAAAUUAAGUAAAUCAACGUGAUUGUAAUUUAACAAAAUUAUAUUAGUCAUAUUUAUUUUGCCUAUAUCAUAAUUAUUUUACCUAUUUUACUAAUCAGUGAAAUUAGUUUUAGUUCCACAGCUGGUCCAUUUGAAGUGCGCGAUAUCAGAAGUACGUAGAUUAUUAUGAAUCACAUAGUUAUGAACUAAGGUCGUCAAUUGACAUAAUUAGCUCAACUCUUGAUGCUCGAACACAAGUUCGUUCUCUUUAGAUUCUCUUGAGAUUAAAAUACAUCAGAACAAUGAGCCUUAUCGAUCAUAGGUCAGACCAUUUUCUUUUGGCUGACUGUACUUUAUUAAAAAUAGAUUCGAUAUGACGAUCUUAUUCAUAACUAUGUGUAUUUAAUUAUGUAGAAUAGGUACCUAUCUACGUAUACUUUGCAUUUAUUGUUGUUCUAACUUAGUUGCCAUACAGAUGUUCACUUGGAAUGUCAUAUUUAUUAUUAUUCUUUACGGUAAAUAAUCAGACUGAAGCUGAUAAUUUGAUUUCAUACAUAUAAAAAUUAUAUUUUAGCUAGAUAUUUAAGUCUGUAAAGUAUACUUAUAAACCUUGUAUUUACCCGCCUUUUUUAAAUUUAAUCGUUUUAUUAUAUCCUAAAUGCUUUUAGUGUGUUGUUUGAUAUUUCAGCACAGGUAUACUGCAGUUAGGUGUUUUGUUAUAAAUAUGAGGAUGGUUGGAUGCAUGCUUGUCACGUGAUUGAUAUUGGACAUCUGAUAUUCACGCGGGUGCGUGUAUAUUCGUCCCCUGUGAGAUUAUUUUCCUACUUUUUGAAUUGUUAACACUUAUUUAUGAAAAUAUAUGAGUUAUAGCACA